Messenger RNA from Aspergillus ruber CBS 135680, 3735 nucleotides. RefSeq names its product tRNA (34-2'-O)-methyltransferase regulator RTT10. Lineage: Eukaryota; Fungi; Ascomycota; Eurotiomycetes; Eurotiales; Aspergillaceae. The record is from RefSeq and is a predicted model, not a curated record. The transcript is spliced from 3 exons. Gene Ontology annotation, biological process: tRNA methylation. Bases 64 to 3531 code for a protein of 1155 amino acids. Gene Ontology annotation, cellular component: cytoplasm. Gene Ontology annotation, molecular function: protein binding.
AUCUAUUCUAAAUUAAGAUAUUACGAAAUUACCGUAGGCAAACUGUGCGCUGUCGUGGCGUCAAUGCAUUCCUCGUUGGAGCACGUUGGUGCCUGCCUUCCUAUUACGGCACUGAAAACGCUUCAAGUGAAAGAUGAGAGAUACAUCUUGCAGGGGAAAGGCCCAUUUUGUUGUCUAAUUGAUGAGAACACCGGCAAGCUUGUCGCUGAGCUGAAGGCUUUCAAGAGAAACAACAUCCAUGGAUUCGUGAUUCUCAACCAGGCAGCACAGAAUGCAGAACAUGUCCAAUUGGUAGCAUGGGGAGGGCAAUCGGUUAGGGCUAUUGAUCUGGUCCAUGGGAACCAGACUACGCUGUCAACAGCAAGUUCGGAAUUCCUAGCGCCGGAUUGGAUUCUAGCCGGAUGUGCUUCGAACGAGGACGACAAGCAAUGCGCUUAUCUUGUCACGGCGCAUAAUGCUCUCAUCGCUUUACAUGUCAUCCAGGCAGAUUCAUCAUCCAAAUAUGGAAAUGCCCUCCAUCUACAUCAGCUGGGAACGAGCGUCAAGUCCAUGCUCUAUUCGGCACACACGGUUCAACUUUCACCAUCCCACGUUCUAGUUGCCGCUGGUACUGUUUUUGGUGAGAUCAUCGUAUGGUCAUGUUUUAUCAACAGCCCUGAAAGCCUUUGUUGCGACGCAGUCAGCUCCAUUCACCACUUCUUCACAGGACAUGAGGGGUCCAUUUUCGGCGUUGAAAUCUCGCCCACGAUCCCUAAUCUGGGAAACAGGCCAGGCCGGCUAUUGGCUAGCUGUAGCGAUGAUAGAACCGUCAGAAUCUGGGACAUAUCCGAUUGCGGCAGUGCAUCUCCCAAUGAUCCAUCGGCUUAUUCGACAGACGGAUUCGAACUCCGCAGUACGGGUUUUGGUGCUGUUCGGGAACUGGGUUCAGAACCAUGCAUUGCAAAAGCCUUUGGUCAUAUUGCUCGGAUAUGGGGUGUUCAUUUCAUGCCGACAGCGAUGGCGGAGCAUGGCAAGUUACGGCUAGUAUCACGUGGCGAGGAUGCGCAGUGCCUAUUAUGGGAUUUGACCUGGAAACAAUCCUCUCAAGUUCCGGAGUUUGGCCUACGUGAAACUUCGUCUUUCCAUUAUCACACUGGAAAGCAUAUCUUUUCUUUGAGUAUGCAUGAGGUCGAAAGUAGGGUUGUCGUCCACACUGGUGGCAACGAUGGCGCUAUCAAAACUUUCAAGGUCGACGAGGAAGAGAAUGUAUCAAACAGCACUACUGCACCUGCUCCUUCCAACAACCAACCCAAGAAAAGUAAGAAGGAAGUGCCAUUCAAAGCGUUUGAUUUUAUCGCCCCGGGUUGUUUUAUUGCAACUUCUGUGAAUGGAGAAGUUCAACUGGGACAUGUCGGACUUCAUAAUGUGGCUGAACUCGGUAUGCAGCCUGAAGUGUCAAAGGAGAUUCUCUGCGCCGAGGACGAUCUCCGUGGAUACUCUGUUAUUUCUGGUCUUCCAUCAAAAGGGGUGGCGUUACUGGGCAAUGCGCGAGGAUUGAUUCGCUUAUAUGAUCACCAGAGCAAAUCACUGGCCAAGGUUGUCCAGACGGAUCAGAGACCGCUUGGGAUUUUUGCCUUGGAUUCUGAUCCGAAUUUGUCUAGUCCCUCCGACACAGUCUCGUUUGUCGCUUCUUACGUCACUACCGAUAGGGCAAACUUCUUCAGAGUCACAAGAAAGGAGGGUUCAGAGCCACAUGUGCAAAACGUACCCUUAUGCCUUCUGUAUCCUUCUGAGGCGCAAUGUGCCUCUCUCGUUUGCGGUGGUCGAUAUCUGGUUCUGGGAUUCAAGAAUGGCUCGCUUGCUAUAUACCGAAUCCCAAGCACUGGCGACUGUUUCGGAGACCUUUUACGACCAGUCACAAGCGUCCGUCUCAUCCACGGCGACGAAGGUGUCAACCACAUCACACCAUUCUCACCCCAAACUCACAAAGACGGCUCAUCUACCGACUACCUCUUAACCUGUGGCCGCGAUGGAAAAUACUGCGUCCACGAACUCACCACAAACCCCUCUAUCGACUUCUUUAACUUCCAAACCGUCCACCGCUCCUCCCCAGCAGCAAACCAGAACGUAGAAGGCACAUACUUUGACAAAACCUCAGACAAUCUUAUGCUCUACGGCUUUCGUGGCAUGGACUUUGUCGUCUGGAACGAGACAAUGCAAUCCGAAGUCACUAGAUUCUUUUGCGGUGGUGCACGUCGGAACUGGGCUUUCCAGCCUAGCCUUGAAAAUCCGGGUGAUGGGUUAUUCAUUUGGCAUCAGUCUGGGUUUAAUUGUCGGCGGGUAUACGCUGAGGCUAGUCAUCCAUUGCGUGCUGGUGGUCAUGGGAGGGAGAUAAAGUCCAUGGAGUCAUUUAAUACCACUGAUGCAGGGAAGAACACCAUUUUUGCCACGGGAGCUGAGGAUACCACUGUGCGUCUGUUCGCACCGAUGCAGCCCGGCAAGGAAGACCUAUGGGGUGCAUUUAAGAGCCUGCGGGUUUUGAAAAAGCACAGGGCUGGGUUGCAGCAGGUGGGAUGGUCGAAAAACGGGGAGUACCUCUUUACGAGUUCUGGGUAUGAGGAGUUCUUUGCAUGGAGGAUACAGUGGAUUCCUCGGUUUGGAGUUGCGACAUUGCUCACGGGCGUGGCCCCUAAGGAGGAUCCAGAUUCGGAGUGCCGAGUGACUAGUUUCGAUACGUUGGAGAUUCAGGAACGGGAUGGCAAGUGUGGUUUUCUGAUUGUCUUGGCUUUCCCAAAUUCUGUGAUCAAGAUCUUCCAUUACUCCCCAUCCAUCGAAAAUGGCUUCACCUUCCUAGCCAAGGGCACCUACAUGAGCAACUGCCUAACACAAGCCCAAUUCGUCCAAAAAGACUCUUUCAUGGGUUUAAUAACCGCCUCCACAGAUGGACACUUCACUUUCUGGAACCUAACCUCCGUACUCGAACCUUUUUACACAAUAACCGCAUCAAACCUAUCCCUAAAACAACCCAUCGAACCCACGACCACCCCGACAAACAUCACCUGCGAAAGCCGUUACCAAAUCCACUCCAACAGCAUCAAGUCCCUGGAACUAGUACCCGUCUCAGAAACAACUUCCCUGAUAGUAGCCGGCGGCGACGACAAUGCCCUCACGCUCUCCCUCCUCCACACAUCCCUCACCACUACCACCGACGAAGCCACCCAUGUUCACACGGUUAGCAUCCCUGACGCCCACACCGCAUCCGUAACAACCGUCAAGAUAAUCUCACAACGGAGAUCUGCCAACGGAAACACAACGGUUGAUUUGACAAUUGCUUCCUCGGGCAACGACCACCGGGUUAAAGUCUGGUCGGUUAAAUUGGAUACUGCAAAAGGGGGUGUGGAGGCGAUUAGUGUGAGGAACGUGGUUGAUCAUUACAGUCCUGUAGCGGAUAUUGCGGCUUUGGAUGUUGUUCGGGGGGAUGCUGAUGAGGGGGAGGGGUUGAAGUUGCUUGUUUGUGGGGUUGGGAUGGAGAUGGUGAGGGUUAGUGAGUGAUUCCUUUCCUUUUCCUUUUCGUUUUCAUGAUGUGAUGUAUUGCUUGCUUCCGGAUUCGGUAUGAUAGAUCUUGUACAUAGAAAAGAUAUAGAUAAAAGUGUUCCAUGUUGUCAUGUCCCAAGCACCUCCUGUUUCAUAAGAAUAGCCCGUGGAGACCAUGGCAUCGGCGAUCAAGUAUCAACCAUUUACUCUCGGCAACACCAG